UGGUGCUCUUAGUGGUAUUCUUGAUAGUAACCUUAGUGCCCUUUGUGGUGGUGCCCUUUGUGGUAGUACUCUUGAUAGCACCCUUGAUAGUAUUCUUAGUAGUAUUUUUGGUGGUAUUUCUGGUGAUGAUUCCUUUGGUGACACCCUUGAUGGUAUUCUUGAUAAU
Molecule: messenger RNA, 166 nt
Organism: Racocetra persica
Lineage: Eukaryota; Fungi; Glomeromycota; Glomeromycetes; Diversisporales; Gigasporaceae
Source: the annotation of a GenBank genome assembly